Molecule: messenger RNA, 207 nt
Organism: Zymoseptoria tritici IPO323
Lineage: Eukaryota; Fungi; Ascomycota; Dothideomycetes; Mycosphaerellales; Mycosphaerellaceae
Exons: 1
Cellular component (GO): cytoplasm
Source: RefSeq, a predicted model, not a curated record
CUCAAGUGCGGCAGUCUCGGCCUCAACUUGACAGCUGCCUCCCGCGUCGUCAGCGUCGUCAUUGUCGAGCCGCCUAGCACCCCGUUCGUCGAAGAACAAGCGAUCAACCGCGUCCACCGCCUUAAUCAGACUAUCGACGUCAAAGUCUUCCGCUUGAAAAUCCGUAACAGCGUCGAAGAGCGGAUUCUUGAACUUCAAGAGAAGAAA